UAAAUGUCAAAUCCAACACGUGUCAAGUGUCUAAAAUAAAAUCUGUAGUGUUGUUUUUCUAUAAUAUCUUUUAAUAAUGCCGCCUUAAUUUUUUUUUUAUUUUCUGUUAUAUUUCAUAACAUGCGACUUUUAAGAAACACAUAAUAUUUUAACGUUAUUACCUUGAAAAAUAAAAUAACAAUGUUGCGACGGCAGGCGCGUUUGCGCCGCGAAUAUUUGUACAGAAAAUCAGUGGAAGACAGACAAAAAAGUAUUCAAGCUAAGAAAGAUCAGUUAAAAAGAAGUUUGGAGGAGAACAUUCCUAUACACGGCGAUUUAAGGAAGGAAGCACUAGCUUUACAGAAGAAAAUUGAAUAUGAAGAUAAAGGACCAGAGCGUGCUGCUGUUAUUGGUGGCUUCAGUGGAGGCACCAAUACUCUCAACUCACAGGAUGAUGAAUAUAGAUAUGCUGGAGUUGAAGAUCCAAAAAUUAUGAUUACCACCUCUAGGGAACCAAGUGCAAGGCUCAAAAUGUUUGUAAAAGAAUUGAGAUUAAUAUUUCCAAACAGCCAACGUAUGAAUCGAGGUGGAUAUGAGAUGUCACAGUUAAUACAUGCUUGCAGAGCCAAUGAAGUCACGGACUUUAUUGUUGUACAUGAACAUAGAGGAGUACCAGAUAGUUUGGUAAUAUGCCACUUACCACAUGGACCUACAGCUUCAUUCACUCUGUCAGGAGUUGUAAUGAGGCAUGACAUACCAGAAAUUGGUCCAAUGAGUGAACAGUAUCCACAUCUAGUGUUUCACAAUUUCAAAUCUGAACUUGGUUUAAGGACAAUGAGUAUACUAAAGUACCUGUUUCCAGUACCCAAACCAGAUUCUAAGCGAGUAAUCACUUUUGCCAAUCAUGAUGACUAUAUCUGCUUCAGACAGCACACAUAUAGAAAGAAAGGCAAAGAUAUUGAUUUAUCAGAGAUUGGCCCGCGUUUCCAAAUGAAGCUUUAUGAGAUAAAAUUGGGCACACUGGAGGCACUAGACGCGGCAGACACAGAAUGGGCUCUCCGCCCUUACAUGAACACGGCCGCCAAACGCCGCUUCUUGAGUGAUGACGACGGCUGGCAACAGGAAGAUGAAUAAAUAUAUAUUUUUAAAUAAUAAA
Messenger RNA from Galleria mellonella (greater wax moth), 1135 nucleotides. RefSeq names its product U3 small nucleolar ribonucleoprotein protein IMP4. The record is from RefSeq and is a predicted model, not a curated record. The transcript has 6 exons. The coding region runs from base 181 to 1113 and encodes 310 amino acids. Gene Ontology annotation, cellular component: small-subunit processome; nucleolus; Mpp10 complex. Gene Ontology annotation, biological process: rRNA processing. Lineage: Eukaryota; Metazoa; Arthropoda; Insecta; Lepidoptera; Pyralidae. Gene Ontology annotation, molecular function: snoRNA binding; rRNA primary transcript binding.